Molecule: messenger RNA, 1023 nt
Organism: Colletotrichum acutatum
Lineage: Eukaryota; Fungi; Ascomycota; Sordariomycetes; Glomerellales; Glomerellaceae
Product: chaperonin 10-like protein
Exons: 2
Coding region: 1-1023 (340 amino acids)
Molecular function (GO): oxidoreductase activity, acting on NAD(P)H
Source: RefSeq, a predicted model, not a curated record
AUGACUGCCCCGGAAUCUCUGCCCACCACCCACAAGGCACUCAAAGUGUCUGGGCCUGGACAUGUCUACGUGUCCGAAGAUGCCUCGGUACCCUCCCCAGACCGGUCCGAGCUGCUCGUCCGCGUGGCGUGCAUCUCGAUCAACCAGGUAGACUGCAAGUCUGCCGACCUAUCUCCCACGCCCGGCGCAACCAGCGGCACUGAUUUCUCUGGCGUCGUGGUAGCUCUAGGCAGCGACGUCGACGCAGAGGCUUGGCAUGUGGGCGACCGCAUCAUGGCCGGCAUCUUUGGCAACAACCCUCUCCGGCGGGAUAAUGGUGCGUUUGCCGAGUAUGCCGUCGUUCCCGCGCGCCUGGCCUGGAGAAUUCCAGCCAGCAUGGACCUUGCCACCGCCGCCUCUCUGCCUGCCGCCUUGGCAACCGUCGGAUUGUCUCUAUUCCAGUACAUGAAGAUGACGAUGCCGGACAAUACUGCAGGCGCUCUGCAGCUCAGCUCGAACACGGAUUCAGCGGGAGCAUCAAAUGUCGCAAACCCAGCAACCUAUCUCGGCGCCGCGGCGACCUUUGACUAUCGCUCGCCCAGCUGCGGCGCCGACAUCUUGAGCUACACCCAGGGCGCUCUCACGCUCGCUCUCGACUGCAUCUCGGACUCGGACUCCAUGACGACAUGCUACAAGGCUCUAGGUCCCGCUGGUGGUCGAUACGUGGCCCUUGACCCCUUUCCCCUGCGCGGCCACACGCGCCGCAGCGUCGAGCCGGAUUGGGUGUGCUGCUACACGCAGUUCGGCCACGAUGUGGCCUGGGCCCCGCCGUUCGAUCUGGACGCCCGUGUCGACGACCGGAACUGCGCUGAGGCAUGGUAUGUUCUUGCGCAGCGGCUGCUGGACGAGGGUCUGGUUGUGCCGCAGCCGUUGGAGGUACGUCGCGGGGGGUUGGCGGGCGUUGGCGAGGGUAUGCAGGAGGUGCGGAGGGGGUUGAUCAAGGGCAGAAAGCUUGUAUAUUCUGUUGCCGAGAUUGCGGUCUAA